Molecule: messenger RNA, 669 nt
Organism: Cyclocybe aegerita
Lineage: Eukaryota; Fungi; Basidiomycota; Agaricomycetes; Agaricales; Hemipholiotaceae
Source: the annotation of a GenBank genome assembly
AUGAUACGUCCAUCGUUAUCCCAUGUGAUUGUCAGAAACGCCCAAAAGUCCUGCGACACUGACAGGCAUCCUCAACCCAUCUCUCUACCCAGAACCACCACCAUGGCCGUCCCUGCUGAUUUCUCCAUCCUCAACAUCUCCGGCAAGUUCACCAUGAACAAGACCCUUACUGACCCCCGCACCGAUACCAUCUUGUCCCUCCAAGGUGUUGGUUGGUUCAAGAGAAAGGCUAUCAGCGUUGGUACCGUCACCCUUUCGAUCAAGCACUACAAGGAUGACGAAGGUGUUGAGCACGUUGAUAUCGAUCAAACCAUCACUGGUGGUAUUCCUGGAACCAGCGAGAUCAGGACCCUUUGGUGGAAGGAGAGAGAAAGUGAGGACCAUAUCUUCGGGCAUAUCAUCGGCAAAUCGAGGAGGAUAAAGGCGGAGGAGCUCGACGUUCCGUUCCUUCAGCAAGGCUGGACAGCAGACACCCUUGAGCACGGCGUCAUCCAGUCCUAUGUCGAGAGCAACACCCCGAAGAGUGGCACUACUUGGAUUGCUAACCAGUCCUGGGGCGUUGAAGAGAUCAAUGGCGAGAGGCGGUACGCCCGACACCUCAAGUUCACCGGCCCAGGAGGCGAGGACAUCGAGGCGAAGCUUAUUUACGACUACCUCGGUCCUCUUUAA